GGAACAACAAAUUCCAUUGCUGUCGUUGUAUAUGACUGGAGCAUCUGAUGAUAACAAGACAAGACGAAGACAUUGGUGAGGUCAAUGCGGUUGGUGGAAAACCUCUUGCAGGGUACGGAUGAGGAGCGGAUACGCGGUCGUGAGACAUGACGACCUUGACGGCUCGAACGGAGGGGUCAUUCAACAAAUUUACCAAGGCUGAGAUGCGACUAAGGAGAAGAUGGACAGUUACUGACUAGACCGACAUAUGACGAUGUGGAGCACAACACAGGGGCAAUGUGCACUAAAUCCGGCAUUGUGCAUGCUGCACCACUUCCUCGUUUACCCGGUACACCCUCAACCUCAACCUCAAGUUCAAACUUACAACAUACCCAUUUCUCAAUGGCUAGAACGCAUCCAAGAAAAAGUCGUCUCUUGGGAUUUGCGAAGAAAUCCAGUUCAGCGGCAGGCCUUGCCUCGCCACCAGGACGGUCCGAGGCUCGAGCAGGAGAUUUGACCUCCAUGCCUGGCACGUCGGUCCCGGCCUCCCUGGGUAUGCUCGCCAGAGCGAAGCGCUUCUUCCGUCGAUCGAACCAAGAUCUUCCAACCACCGUCGCGACAGAAAUUGCUAAUACAGGGGUUGGCGGGAGGACUCAGGAGCAGUCAGAGGCGGCUCCAGAUACUGGUGCCACAAGUCCCACUGGUGGGGCUCGAGAGCAAGAAGGGAAGUCCCAGGCAUUUCAGACUAAGAGCGUUGGAAAGUCAGCCGCCAAACCAGAACCAGAACCCACCCAAGCGUCGGCUGGCAAUGAUGUCGAUUCUGCAGUAAAAGAAUUUGUCGGCCUCCGUCCCAUUCCGCAUAUCACCAAAGGUGCUAUUGAUGCCGUCGGUAUCGCCAAUACUACAUUCUCCGAGAUUCAAAACUUGAGUGAUACGUAUCUCAAACCUUUCAAAGUAUUCAAUCAAGCCGUUUCCACUCUUGCCAAUGUCCACCCCUAUGCCCAGAUUGCACUAGGAAUCUUAACCUCUGCCGCUCAGGUUCGUGGCUGCUCAUCACAGGCGUUUCGCGUCUCACGUAGUCGUCUGUAGUUGCUCAUCAACCAAGCGAAUGUAGACAAGGCGGUGUCCGAUCUCCUCGACAAGGUGCAAAGCGUUUACGAAUUUCUUGCGGAAGGAGAUAGCAUAAACAAUAUUGACAAGAUGAGAGAUACCCUUGCGAAGAUCGCGCGAUCGAUAAGCGACUCGGCGCAAUUCAUCAACAACUAUUCUGCAACGAAAAGCUUCUGUGGGU
This is a messenger RNA of Pisolithus orientalis, 1270 nucleotides long. RefSeq lists its product as uncharacterized. NCBI's taxonomy places the organism in Eukaryota, Fungi, Basidiomycota, Agaricomycetes, Boletales, Pisolithaceae. The record is from RefSeq and is a predicted model, not a curated record. The coding region runs from base 277 to 1068 and encodes 263 amino acids. The transcript is spliced from 7 exons.